AUGUCGUAACUUCUAAUGGUAUGGUUAAAUGAUGAAGUUCAAUUGAGUAAAAAGGUAAUAUCAUUUGAACAAGAUUUCAGUAAUGGAUAUUUGUUUGGUGAAUUAUUGAGCAAAUUCAAUCAGUAGCUAAAUUUUGAGGAAUUCUCAAAUAAGUAAUAAAAUAAGAUAAUAUUGAUAGAGAUGUAAGAGAGGCAAAAAUGAAAAAUUUCUAAUUGCUUGAACCAACAUUUAAGACAUUGAGAAUCUAAUUUAAUUUUUAGAUUGCUGAUUAAGUAAUUAAAGGAAAGAAAGGAGUGGCAAUGUAAUUGUUAUAUUAAUUAUAAAUGGUAAAAGAGAUUUCAUAAUUAUUUUAGUAAUUAUAAAAAGUAAAUGAUCCACAUGAUGUAAUGAUGCAUGCAAAAACAGGAAAAUAUAAUGUUAUUUAGCCAUUGAUGGUAAUAAAAUAACCAAAAGAAUAAUUUGAUAAGAUGGAGUAAGAUUUUUUUAUGUAAAAUUUAAAUGAAAGAAAUAAAGCUUAAAAAUCAGUGAAUUUAGAAAAGCAUUUAGGUAAAUUUACAACAUUUGCUAUUUAAUAAGCAGAAAAAGAGAGAAGAUUAAAAAUUAAAGAAGAAACAGAGGAAAGAAAUUUAAAAGAAGAAAUGCGUAAGAUUCAAUUAAAUAAAUUAUAAAGAAAUAUGGCAUUUAUGGAGGAUUGGAAUUAGAAAGGGAUAGAAAAUUGGAAGAAAAAUUAAUAGAUAAGACAUAAAAAUAAAGUAAAUGAUGAUAAAUUUAAAUCAACAAUUUUGAAAAUGACAGAAGAGAGAUUAGUGUAGACUUAAUAAUUUUUAAAGAAUGAAAUGGAAGAAUAGAUAGAAUAAUUUGAGAAAAGAUAAGGAGAAGAACCAGUUAGUUUAGGUUUAAGAAAUAAGAUGAUGAAUGAAUUUUUAAGAAAAGAGAGAGAUAAAAGAAGAAGAAAGAUGAUUGUUGAUUAAGAAAAGUAGACGGAUGAAUUAUAGAGAAGAGAAUAUAGUGUUGUAGAGAAAUUAAAAUAGUAAAGUAAAUAAGAAAAAGAAAUUAUGUAUGAAAUUUGGAGAGCAUUUUAAUGUAGAUAAGUCAUUUGUGAAAAUAGAAUAUUAAGAGAUGAAAAUUAUAAAAAUAAAUAGGAAUUAAAUGUUAUAAAUUAAAAAUUUAAAGAAGAAGAAAUGUUAAGAGCAUUAUAAUAAGAAUUUAGUGAAGAAGUUGAAUUAUAAUAGAAAAGAUAAUUAGAAAUUAAUGUUGAAUACAAAUUACAUACAAGAUAAUAGAAUUAUUAGAAAUGUAGAAAAUUAGUUGAAAUUCUAUUUGAAAUUGAAGAAUAAGUUUAUGAACAUUUAUAAAAUCAUGAUUCUAAUUAAAUUAAUGAAUAAUUUACUAGAGAAAAUAAUCAUUUAUUUGAAUAUGGAAUGGAUCUUAUACCAUAUAAAAGAUUUAGUACAUAUGAUCCAAUUAAAGAAAUGAAAAAAUAAGAAACACUAAAUUAUAAAUAAAAAAUAUUUCUUGCUUAAAUGGAAAUGUAAGAUUAUUUAUAAGGAACUGGAGCAUGGAAUAUUUAUUAAGCUUAGAAUAAUUAUACAUUUGGAAAUUUGGUUAGAUAUUUAAUUGAAAGUUAAUUUGAAAUUACUAAUACGGAACAUUAAGAAUUAAAUAUACCUUAUGUACCAUUUAGGGGAAGUUUGAUAGGAUUUUCAUUUAGUGGUAAAAAAACAUUAAGUGAGUUAUUAAGUAAGAAAUAUGGAAUUACAUUAUUGUGUGUUGAUGUUAUUAUAAAUGAAUUGUUGCAAUAUAUAAGUAAAUAUUAAGAAGGUUAAGAACACUCUUAAGUAUGGGAUUAAUAAUAAAUUGAAUUAGGUCAAUCGAUAUCUAAUUAUCUUUUUUAAGGUGAAAACAUUCCUGAUGAAUUAUACAUCAAAGCAAUUGUGUAGAAGAUUAAAAGAUCCUUUUCAAUAUAAACAUUUGAAGAAAUUUAUGAAGAAUAAAAAGUCAAAUCUUAAAAUCACAAUUAAAGACCAAUUAAGAAUAUUGAUGAUUUUAAUGAUGAUGGAAUUAAUUGGGAAGAUUUUCAUAGAAAUAACAUGAUUAAUAAUAAACCUUAUUGUAAAGGUUGGUUACUAGUAGGAUUUCCUUAAACUUAUGACUAAGCUAAAUUAUUAGAAAAAUAUCUAACUAAUAUACAACCAUAAGAUGAACCUACACCUUUAGAAGCGAGACUACAGGAAGCAGCUAAAAUUGUUAAACCAAAUGAAUAUCGUAUAGUUCCAAGGACUAAAUAAGAAAGUGGAGUUGGAAUUUGUGUAUAUUUGGAAAUGCCAUCAAAUGAAAUGUGUCUGAGAAGAGCAAUUGGAAGAAGAUAUGAUAAUCAUAAUCAUUCUUUAUAUCAUUUAGAUACUAAUCCUCCUCCUGUUGACAAUGCUCCUCUUAUUGAAAGAAUUAAAUCUUUAUAUGAAGUUGAUAAUCUAUAAUAAUAAAUCUCAGAUAAAAAUUCAUAUUUCAUGACAUAAAUUCAAGGACUUUAAAAUUGGUAUAACUGUUUUGAAUCAAAAUCAGGAGAAAAUAUAUAAAAUGCAUUUGUUAAUGUUGAUGCAUCUAAUAAUUAUGAAAGAGUAUUCUAUGAUGUAGAUUAAAUAUUUUAAAAUUUUCUUCAAAUUUAAAUUAAUAAUAUCUAAUAAAAAUUUGAAGAUUAAUAAAAUAAAAUUCUGGAAUAAGAAUAAUCACUCAAAUAAUAAUUAGAAUUAGAAGAAUAAGAUAAAAAAUGUCAAUUUAAAUAAGUAACAUUAGAUACAUUACCUGUAAAAUAGCCAAGCUAAACACUUCUAAAAUAUUUACAUUCUUUUUGGAAUGUGAUUGAAAACAAGUAUAUGUCUUUAUAGAUAAUAUUUAAAGGAUUUAGAGAGUAACGUGAAUUCAUUACUAAUUAUUAAAUGGAUAUUUAACGUAAAUUUAUUGAUUUGAUUAAUACUCCAGAUGAAAAGUUUUUUUUUAUUAGAAAUUUUUAAGAAUAAUAUAAUGAAUUUGUUUUAGAAAAUCCUGAUUUAUGUGAAGAAGAAGUUUGUAAAGAAGAAUUACAUUAGAGAGUUGAUGAUUUAUAUGAUCAAUUGAUAGAUAUAAUAGAUCAAAAGAGAGAUGAUUUAAUAAUAGAGAAAACACAAAUAUAAACAUCAUAAUUUAUAGAGAAUGAAAUUGAUUUAUAUCUUUAAUAAUUGAAAUAGAUGCUUGUUGUUGAAUUAGAUCGAGUAACAAAUUCAAUUUAAUUAUUAAAUGAUUAUUAUGGAACAUUAGAAGGAAUAGAAUUAUAAGAAAUAUAACCAUCUGUUGGAGAAUUACAAAUAAUUGAUGGUGAUGAUCCUUAAAUUAGAUUAGAUAAAUUGAUAGCAGAUGUUUUAAGAAUAUUUGCAGGAGAAGAAGAAAUUAUAGAAGAUAAAACAAAAAAGGGAGGUAAAUAACCAGCAAAAAAAGAGGAAAAAAAAGGAAAGAAAGGAAAAGAAGAAGAAAUAAUAAAAAAAGAGUUAUAGAAUACAGAAGGAAUAAAUGCUAUAAAUUUAGAGAAAUAAAUAUUUAAAGAAAGAGUAGAUGUAAUAAGAAGAUAUGCAUCUUAAACAAUUAGAUAAUAUAAAUAAUCUGCUGAUCUUUUAUAUACUAAAUUAGAUGAAUGGAUUCAUUAUACUUAUUUAACUGAAAUAAAAGCUUUAGAUGCAAUUUCUAAUUUAUUUAGAGGAUUUAUAGAAAGAGGUGAAAGAAUUUAAAAAGAACUCCAAUUAUAAUUUGUAGAUGUUAUUAUAAGUCAUGAAGUUUUAAAUUUUUUAACACCUAUUCCUCCUCCUCUUGCAGCUAGAGAACCAAUCUCUAAAGAUAGAUUUUCAAUAUCUCAAUUAUAUUAUUUAAUUGAAGACUUAAGAGCCAUAACUAAUACUCAUUUACUUAUAGAUAUUAAAUAAUUAGCAUUACUCUUGGCAAGAUCAUCAUAUGAAGUAAUUAAAUUAACACCUGCUUAAUGGAUGAAAGCUCUCAAAGUAUUGGAUUAAAAUGGGUAUUAAACCUUAUCUUAUCUCUUAUAGUUACGUUAAUGUUAGAUAAAUUUGUACUUAUUUGAUCUUACUCUAAUCACCAACUCCAAAAGAGGAGGAAUUAUCAAUUUAUUAAACAUAAUUAAAUGGACUUUUGAUUAAUAAAGAUAAUUUUGUUAACACUCCAGCUUGGUUUGAUGAAUUUGAAAAAGUAUCAGAAGAAGAAAGUAUUCAAAUCAAAUUUAUUAUCUAGACACUAACUAUUUUGAUAGAAUUAUUUACAUCAAAGAACUUUUAUUCUUUGUUCAUAAAGAUGAAAAUGAUUAAUUAGCCACAAAAUACUAUUUGGAUAUUUUAAAUGUUAAAGGAGAUAGAUUCAUUGACUUUUUGUUUUAAAAUCUUCAAGAAUUGUGA
Paramecium sonneborni is the source of this 4433-nucleotide messenger RNA. NCBI's taxonomy places the organism in Eukaryota, Ciliophora, Oligohymenophorea, Peniculida, Parameciidae. The record is from the annotation of a GenBank genome assembly.